AGGUCAGUGGAACGCAGAACGUCUUCCUCAAGUCAGAAACCGAUAUCGAGACUUUAACGGGGCUGGGUCGACUGAGUUGUUCUCCUGCUCCCCACUCAGAGCAUUUACUUUAUGGUAACACGAGUCCGAGGACAGUUUUGUCUCAUCAAGACCCAAGUGACACGUUACAGACUGGCAAUGAUCCAUCCUGUUCAUACUCUAUAGGGACAGAGAUUAUACCUGGUGACAUGCCUGUGGGCUUAGGGUUACACAUUGAUCUGUCUAGAGGGGACUGGAACCGGUACAGUAGUAGUGUAUACUCUGAAGGGUUACUAGAUAAGAAAGGGGAGGGUCUGGUCGUAGAUGAGGUAAAAGUGGAGGGCGACAUUCCUCUGACAUGGAAUGCAGACGAGACUCGGUUAGAAGGACACUCGCAGGGCAACACCAGUGACUUCGUAGACUAUAGGGAAAGCUUAGAGACUAAUCUAAAUGUCGCAACCAACUCCCCUUUACAUGCGUUCAGGGAUCGCGACCCAGUGUCUAAGUCGAUGGCACCUUCCGAUUCACACGGACGCAUCCUUUUCGAUCAGGUAUUAAACUCAAACGACAGGGCUAGAGCCCAGACUCAGGGUGGGGGAGCCACAUCAGGCAAUAGUAAAGAUAAACGGUUCCUCUGCAUGUUCUGUAACAAAGGCUUCAGCUGCCUCCAGAAGGUGGAGGUCCACCAGAGGAUCCACACAGGGGUGAAACCCUUCAGCUGUACCCAGUGUCACAUGUGCUUCACCCAAGCUGGCACCCUGAAGAGGCAUCAUAGGGUCCACACAGGAGAGAAACCCUUCAGCUGUACCCAGUGUCACAUGCGCUUCGCCCAGGCUGGUGACCUGAAGAGGCACCAGAGGGUCCACACGGGAGAGAGGCCCUUCGCCUGUAUGCACUGCAGGAGGAGGUUCUCAGAGAGGGGUUGCCUCAGGACACACCAGCAGAAAAACCAUUCCACUGUAUAACAUAGAAAGUAAAAAUUCCACCCGACAGCUUCUGACUUUUAGAUCAAACCCUGCAUUAAAGACAAAGAUUUAUUGUCAUUGUUGUCUGAAGAAAAGAUCCACAGAUGAAUUUGGAAUAAUGAGAGUAACAGAUUUCAGUGUUCAAUAUUACUGGGUAGAAUAUUGCAUCCAGAAAUUGUGUGAUAUAUACGCCUAAAAAGUCUGUUACAUAUUGUGUUUGUACUGUGUAGGCUAUAUGAAUUUCACAAAUGCCUUUUUAUUGCUUCCUUUCAACAACUUAAUUUUUUCCCCCCAAGACACUUGAAUGAAUGCAGAUGUUUUUGUUGAUGUGUAUGUGUGGUUUUCAUAU
Salvelinus sp. IW2-2015 is the source of this 1332-nucleotide messenger RNA. The record is from RefSeq and is a predicted model, not a curated record. Lineage: Eukaryota; Metazoa; Chordata; Actinopteri; Salmoniformes; Salmonidae.